Messenger RNA from Sinocyclocheilus grahami, 2126 nucleotides. RefSeq names its product lysosome membrane protein 2-like. Gene Ontology annotation, molecular function: scavenger receptor activity. NCBI's taxonomy places the organism in Eukaryota, Metazoa, Chordata, Actinopteri, Cypriniformes, Cyprinidae. The transcript is spliced from 10 exons. The record is from RefSeq and is a predicted model, not a curated record. Gene Ontology annotation, cellular component: membrane; cytoplasm; lysosome. Bases 39 to 1253 code for a protein of 404 amino acids. Gene Ontology annotation, biological process: protein targeting to lysosome; receptor-mediated endocytosis.
ACGCGUUGUAAUAAGACGAAACCGGUCGUGUGUUUUGAAUGGGUUUCUAUGGAGGAUCGUCGGAGCGCCCCCUGCAGGAACACACGCGCUCUGCGUGCUGCGCAGUUCCUGACUCGUGUAGACACUCCCAGCCCAGUUCAGCUGCUGUGUGUGUCCGUGUCCUGCUCUGUCCGAACCGAACCGAACCGAACCGGAUCAUGCUGCUCCGCUCGUGCUGUGUUUACGGCGCAGGGGUCCUCUGCGUUCUGCUGUUAGUCGCCGGGAUCGCGAUGGCUCUGGCGCAGGUCUUCCAGAAGCUCAUAAACAACACAAUAAAAGAGCAAGUAGUUCUGGAAAAUGGAACGGAGGCAUUUUCGGUGUGGCGAGACCCCCCGCCGCCGGUUUACAUGCAGUUUUACUUCUUUAAUCUGACCAAUCCUGCAGAGGUUCUGGAAGGAGACAAACCCUUCGUCCUGCAGAUCGGCCCGUACACGUACAGGGAGUAUCGGCCGAAGGAGGAAGUGAAAUUUAUGGACAACGGAACCAGAGUGGCGGCUGUCAAUCCAAAGACGUACGUGUUUGAGCCCAACAUGUCACGGGGAUCUGAGGACGACAUCGUCCGAACGGUCGACAUCCCUGUUGUGACCGCGAUGGAGAAAUUCAAAGAUACUCUCUUGGUCAGUCGCAUCAUCUCUGACGUGAUGAAAGCUAAGGGCAUCGGCAUGUUCAGGACGUUCAGAGUCGGUGACCUGCUGUGGGGUUAUGAAGAUCCGCUGCUCAAAGAACUCAAACAGUUUGUGCCGGAUGACCACUUUGGACUUUUCUUCAAGGUUAGCAGCACUGGUGCGCCCAUCAUCAUGUCCUCCCCUCAUUUCUACCAGGCAGACGACAAAUUCGUCCAGGAUGUGCUCGGGAUGAAUCCCAACAAGGAGGAGCACGAGACGGUCAUUGACGUCAACCCGCUCACUGGACUGUUGCUUCGGGGUGCGAAGCGUGUUCAGGUGAACGUCUACCUGCAUCAGAUCCCAGCGUUCAGUCAAACUGAGAAGAUCCGGACGCUGGUGUUUCCAGUGAUGUACCUUAAUGAGAGCGUCGUUAUUGACGAGGAAUCUGCCGAGAAGCUGCACGCGGUGGUUACCAAGGCUAAUGUGAUCGUCAACAUCCCCUUCAUAGUGAUCAGUGUGGGCAUCUUACUGGGCGUCAUCUUCAUCGUGUUCAUGUGCCGACAGCAGAGGCCAGUGAGCUCCGAGCAGCAGCCCCUGCUUUCAUCGUAAAACUCCCCGGACGUCAUGAUGAACUAACAUGCGUUUAGACAUUGAGCUUGAUUUCAUUUUCACAAGUCCUGAUUAGGUACAAGGAGCAUCGGUGUAUGCGGCAGACGACUCAAAGUGCAAAGUUUGUCUCAGGUCACCUGGCCUUUGGAACUUGCAGACGUGUUUUUUUAAUGCAUUUAAUGCGAUACUUUAGACAACUGAUCAUCACAGAACUAAAUAGUGCAGGCGUGUCCAAAUUAGCCAAUGAGUUUUAUGUCCAAAAACUGCAAUUACAUCAGAAAACACUAAUAGAGUGACGGCAGACGUGAUGCAACACAUUACACAUCACCGCUCGAGAUGCAUCACAACUAUAUUAAUACACUUACGCAACUGCAAUGAGCGCAUCUGGCAAAUAAACUGACAGCGGUGCUAAUUCAUGCUGAUUUCAGUAAUUAUGUACGUUUUAGUCUGCUUCACAUGAGUCUGACAAGUCAAUAAUGUUGCCACAUGCAUUUUAAAAUCACUAAAUACAUUUUUAAAAUGACCAAAUGACUUGGUUUGUAUUUGCACUUGUUUUCUCCUCUGCCAUAUUUUCUUAGAUGCAAACCAAGAGUCAAUUAAUAACACUUUUACAAUAUUUCUGACAUAUGACUACAAUAAAUUGACCGUAAUCACUGAUUUAAACUCUAGAAUAACAGCCUUGCUUUCUGUGUUCUGUGUUAUAUAUGCAGUAUAAAGAGUUUCUUGGUUUCUCCAGCACAGUAUUACCACAGCAUUGAGAAGAUUCAGCUUGAACUUUCAGUAUCACAAACAUAUUCCGUGUUCGUUUAGCUCAUUUACAUGCAUUGAUCUGUCAGGGAUGGCUAGUUUUUAUUUUUGUUUAUGUUUGUUAAA